This is a messenger RNA of Morus notabilis, 773 nucleotides long. Its product is annotated as mitochondrial fission 1 protein A. Gene Ontology annotation, biological process: mitochondrial fission; autophagy of mitochondrion; peroxisome fission. The record is from RefSeq and is a predicted model, not a curated record. The coding region runs from base 57 to 563 and encodes 168 amino acids. NCBI's taxonomy places the organism in Eukaryota, Viridiplantae, Streptophyta, Magnoliopsida, Rosales, Moraceae. The transcript has 5 exons. Gene Ontology annotation, cellular component: mitochondrial outer membrane; peroxisomal membrane. Gene Ontology annotation, molecular function: protein binding.
UUUCUCUUCACAUUUCUCUCCAUCAAAAAGUGAAAGAAACCACAAAACAAGCAACAAUGGAAGCAAAGAUUGGGAAAUUCUUCGAGUCGGUCGGAACCUUCUUCUCCGGCAGCGACCAGAUCCCCUGGUGCGAUCGCGACGUUAUCGCCGGCUGUGAAAGAGAGGUUGCUGAGGCUCAAAACGGCUCAUCUGAUGAGUUAGUGAAAGAAUGCAUCAUGCGUCUGUCGUGGGCGCUUGUUCACUCGAGACAGCCAGAAGACGUACAGCGGGGGAUAGCAAUGCUUGAAGCCUCUGUGACUGAUAGCAACAACAGCCCUCUUCAGCUAAGAGAAAAGCUUUAUCUUCUAGCUGUUGGGCAUUACAGAAGUGGAGACUAUUCAAGGAGUAGAGAACUUGUUGAACAGUGCUUAAUGAUUGCACCUGAUUGGAGACAGGCACUGACCCUUAAAAAGGCAAUUGAAGACCGGAUCACAAGGGAUGGUGUGAUUGGCGUUGGCAUCGCUGCAACUGCUGUUGGAUUGAUUGCCGGUGGUAUCGCUGCUGCUGUGUCAAAGAAAAAGUGACAUGGCCCUUGUGCUCUAAUGUAUUUCAGGAAAAUGUAUGAGAUGGGUCGUUGAACAUGCUUGAACCUAGGAACCAAGUGAUCAUAUAUGCGCUAAAGCAUAGAUUAGUAGAACCGUUCUACCUGUUUAGCUUUUAGCGUCAUUUUGGUAUUCGAACUUGUUGUAAAGCAAAGAUUAAUAGAAACGUUCUUCCUGUUUUUUAUUCUGUUA